CUUCGAAGACCAAUUGACAUACACCACCAAGCUCCUCACGAUAUCACGCCUGCAGUGCCUUCGCGAUGGCGACAACAAGACUCUCCUCUCGAAUUUUUAGAUCAUGGCGGUCGCUCAGCAAUUCCACCAUAUGCAAUCGUUGUCAGCAGACACGGAGGACGGCCGCUACCCAAGCAGCCGUCGCGCAGGGACCUGACCAAGACCUUGAAGAGAUGUCCUCAAUAUCACAACCCGGGGACUGGGACGCUCAAGCCAGAGACUUUGAUCCAGUGAAGGUUGCCAGAGGGCGAAAGCGACAGUUACCUCAUAGCAGAUACCAGUUUCGCAGCCCGAAAUACGAUCGCGGACCUCUACACCCUCACCAGCCGCUCCCUCCCUCCGAUCCUGCCAGUCGAGAAUUCGUUCCUGGGCCGUUCUCCUCCCCUCGAGUCGAACAAGCAUACCACAGCAUCAUCGCACCCGACUUCAUGACAAUGUGCUAUCAACAUACACCUCCUGGCUUCAGACCCCUUGAGAAAGGUGCUCGAUUACGUCCAUGGAUAGGUGACUCUCCUUACUUUGCGAAUAGGCCGUUGCGUGGCCCUCGCGGUGGAGAUGUCCUGCGGCUCUUGAGAAAGCCUAUCACGUUCCGAAACGUCCCUAUGGUCGAGCGAGUCACUGUGCAUGCGUACGUCAAGGGGGCGCUGAAGGGUGGCUCAUCACAUUUGCAUGUAGCAGGCAUGGUAUUACAAGCAAUCACAAACCAGCGUGUUCAGAUCCACCGAGCGAGAACGAAUGAAGCCGGUUGGGGCGUCAUCAAGGGCAAGCCGUGCAGUAUGACUGUGGAUUUGAAGGGGGAGGACAUGUAUCACUUUCUGGGCAAGUUGAUCGAUGUGGUGUUACCGCGCAUCAAGGAUUGGAAUGGUGUGAGAGCAACGACGGGUGAUAACAGUGGGAAUCUCUCGUUUGGUCUCAAUCCAGAAGUGGUUUCUGGCUUUCCCGAGAUCGAAGUCAACUACGAUGCUUAUCCUGGAAAGAUGGUGCCGGGCUUGUACAUUACCAUUCACACAACAGCCAGCUGCGACAAGGAUGCCAGGCUCCUUCUUCAACAACUUGGCGUCCCCUUCUACGGCAAGAUUGUUGACUAGAUGGUUUACCUUGGCCGACUCGAUCAAUCCCUCCGAGCAAGUCUGCCACGUCUCCGACAUCGGGUUUCCCAUGCUGAACGGUCAUUGAUUGAGCGCUUCGCCGAGAGACCUGCUCGUCUUCCCGUCACCGACCCAGUGCGAAUGAGGAAUCGAUGCAUCAAAGCGCAUCCCACGACAAGGUCAUUCAUCAGCUAGACUUCUCCGGUUAGCCCUCGGGCAGGUGGUCCAACAAAAGAGCAUCUCUCCCCUUCGAGCGGCUGUUUGUAUAGUAUGUAAGACAGUUCCUUGAGGUGGAUCUCUACAGUGCUCAAUGUGAGCAUGUGGAUGUCGAUUGACCAUGUAAAAUACCACACAUAUUUUCAUGACCAAAGAUUUUGAGUAUAAGAUCAAAUUACAUCGCUGCCUUCACAUAGCGAUAAUCACUCUGG
Molecule: messenger RNA, 1555 nt
Organism: Exophiala xenobiotica
Lineage: Eukaryota; Fungi; Ascomycota; Eurotiomycetes; Chaetothyriales; Herpotrichiellaceae
Exons: 3
Coding region: 66-1127 (353 amino acids)
Biological process (GO): translation
Cellular component (GO): cytosolic large ribosomal subunit; ribosome
Molecular function (GO): structural constituent of ribosome; RNA binding
Source: RefSeq, a predicted model, not a curated record